AUGGAAGAUGAAAGAAUAUGGAAUAUCUGUGGCCAAGCGCUGAUGAUGAUGGACGAUGGUGCGUACUUUGAGGGCGAAAUGAAGUCGGCGGGCGUACUGAACGGAAGGGGUAGCCUGGUGCUGGCUGGAGGGGACCGACUGGAGGGCAGCAUGCACGGCGUGUGGAGUGAGGGCAUUAAGGUGACGGGGGUGUUCCACAAGGGGGCGUGCCCCCCGCCUCCCGCCACUGCUAGACGGGACAAGCCCAAGUCGUUCGGCAAAUUCGCCACCCACCCCAACCAGAAGUGGAAGGCGAUUUUCCGCCAGUGCUACGCAGUGAUGGGUGUCGCGUGGGAGUCGCCACAGUCGCAGCGACCGACGGCUGCAGUCGCGGCGACCGGCGACCAGUCGCAGCGCGCCUGGGAGGGUGUAGCCGCGGCUCUGGGGUCGGCGCACGCGCAUAGACACCAUGAGAAGCUGCAGACCAUUCCGGACUUUGGGCGCGGCGAGCAGCUUGACGCCGAGGGAUAUCGCAUGGUGGUCGCCUAUCUCGGCCAGGCUUUCGACAGUAGCCACCAUCCACUUGGCAUAGCAUUGGCAGAAUUGAGCCGGGCUUACAAAAACACAUACGGCACACUGGCGAUGCAGGAGCAUGCGCACCUGUUGCUGCAACAUGCUGUGCUGGAGCUGCACUCACUUAUAGAGCGUCUCUAUCAGGCUGUCAGGUGUCUCUUUCCGGCGCUGCCUGCGCCUGGCACUGAGCUGGUCAUCAGUGAAAGUGAAGUAGCGAGCAUGGCAACCGUGCUUCACCCUGAGAUACUGCCUCGUGUGUGCUCGUGUCUGUUCGACCUUUACACACACGACAACGAACACGAAAACGAGGCGUUUAGGAAGAGGUUGCUAGAGCUCAACCAGUACUCUGACGAGACCCUCAUGUCGUUCCUCGAUAUUGACAGGAAACUAUGGACGAACAAGAAUGGCGAAUUUCACGAGCAGCCUUUUUCAUUGGCAAUUGUCACACUGCAGCAUCUCAAGACCACUUUUAUUCCCCUCGAGAAGUUCAUGGUACUGCGAGAAACAUUCGAACGCAUGAAAGAGAUGCCUCAGAGAAUCUGGCGUUCGCACUGUCCGAUUGAAGUGCGGGAAAUGCAGCACAAAGUUUUGGAUAUGACUGUACACCUGCUGAUGAUUCGACAGAAUGGACCAACGGCAUUCACCAUUCUUGACGACAACGACAAACUCAGUUAUCAGAUGCCUCAGAGAAUCUGGCGUUCGCACUGUCCGAUUGAAGUGCGGGAAAUGCAGCACAAAGUUUUGGAUAUGACUGUACACCUGCUGAUGAUUCGACAGAAUGGACCAACGGCAUUCACCAUUCUUGACGACAACGACAAACUCAGUUAUCAGGUGUACCUCGGAGAUCCACACAAAUGUUCGUGCAAAUACUUCCAAAGAAUAAACGAAUUGUGUAGUCACAUUUGCUGGGUGCUGUUGAAAAAAAUGCAGUUAGACCCCAAGGACCCUUUAUCGUUUCAGUUAGGCAUGCUACCACGCGAGAUAACCGACUGUCUGCAGCCUCAGUUUAUCGCUCGGCCAAAGCCGAAAAGAAUUGACUUCCGUAAAUUUUUGAACAAGGACGAAAGAAAAUUGCCUUUUGUGAAACGGAGGGCCCUCCGGUCCGGCGAUACCUGUCCUGUUUGCCUGGAGGCAUUUGAGGAGGACGACAAACAGCACAAUAUAACAUAUUGUAGACAUGGAUGUGGCAACUGUAUUCAUGUCCGAUGUAUGGAACUAAUAGCUAAACAUCAGUUGGAAAGUCAUAAUGAGUGUCUACAAAUAAUUUGUCCUCUCUGUAGGGGAGAUUUUGGGACAAUGUCAGAGUUGAGAUCAUCCAAGUUCAACACUGCUCCAAUAAGAAGGAAUAAUGUUGAGAAGAAAGUGGUGACUCAUUCAGGGUACACCUGUUGUUCAUGUGACACAACCCCUGUCAUAGGCAACCUCUAUAGAUGCUUGCAAUGUACUCAGGUCACAUUUUGCCACACUUGUGUGAAUUCAGACUCUAGUACAGCAGUUUAUCAUGAGGCUCAUGGGUUUGCAAUAAAAACAACAAUCAAAAAUAGGACAACCUACAUCUUGGAGAAUCGACUUGAUAGAAAGUGA
Messenger RNA from Nilaparvata lugens (brown planthopper), 2136 nucleotides. RefSeq lists its product as uncharacterized. The coding region runs from base 1 to 2136 and encodes 711 amino acids. Lineage: Eukaryota; Metazoa; Arthropoda; Insecta; Hemiptera; Delphacidae. The record is from RefSeq and is a predicted model, not a curated record. Gene Ontology annotation, molecular function: zinc ion binding. The transcript has 14 exons.